CACGUGUCUGAUGAUUGAGUUAGGCGAUGAGAAACAGAAAGAAAUCGGGGUGAUGCUAAAGGACAUCGAAAACGGAUAGAUAAACGUUGAUAAAGGGGAUAUUUACCAUCAUGUGUUCUUGUGUUAAGCAGGUUACAACAUUUCAAUGAGUAAAAGGCCGUUUUAAAUCAUGAAUGUAAACAGCGAAUCAUCCAAAUCUUAUGAAGAAGAAAGACAGACUUUGCUCUUGCAUCUUUUGGAUGCUGUUAAACAGUGUCAAAUCAGAUUUGGAGGGAGGACUGAAUUAGCCACUGAAAGUGAUAGCAGAAUUGUUUCUCUCUGCACUCAGUUUGAAGCUGUAUUACAGCAUGGAUUUAGAGGGAAUAAUAAGAAUUAUUCAGCUUUUAGACAGGUUACCGAGAUAAUGAAAGGAUUAAACCUUAAAAAUUUGGAAUCAGAGCCAGCUUUCUGGCAUUUUGUGAGAACGAUACUCAAUAAACACGAAUACGAGAGGUACCUGAUGUUAAAAAAUACUUCCACCGAUGUCGGAAGAGGCCGGGCUUGGCUCCGAUCUGCACUUAAUGAACGUUCUCUGGAACGAUACAUGCAUAUGAUGCUUGCUGAUGCCACUCACAUUAGUCAGUUUUAUGAAGACUGGGCAUUCUUGAUGGACCAAGAAAGGAGCAGUAUGCUGCCCAUGAUGUCUGCAGGUCUGGGCUCUAUAUUAUUUGCAAUCAACAUUGACAAUCCGGAUCUGGACAUUUUUGACUAUAAUCGCGUGGAAAAUAAAAUUACCAUUAACAAUACUGAAGAAGUUUUAGAUGAACCAUUACCCAUAAUUGCAAAAUCUCUUGGUGUUCAUUCUGGUGGAAAGAAGAGGAAGAGAAAAAAACCAAGCUUGCAAGUUAUAUCAUUUGAUGAUAAUGACCUGAGAGAAAAUGAAUAUGAAAAUGUGAGUCUUCCACCUUCCUACAGCAGUGCACCCCCAACAUGUCUUUCUUCUCCAGUUGUUUAUAAUGGUAAUUUUGGUGCUCUCACAGAUUCGGUCAUGACUGACGAUACUAACCAAAGGUUCUCUAAAGAUUCAGAUAAAAACAUCUCAAAGAAAUCCGAAGAAGUAAUUUCGGUUCUUGCUUCUUCAGAAAACAAAUCGGAGGAUAGUGAUAAGUUGAUUAAUGGUAACAUUGAUUCCGAUCAAGACAUUCCAUCUUUUCGUGUCCAAGAUUUGUCGACCAAAGAUGAUGUGUCAAACGUAGAAAAUGGUCUCCCUUCCAAAACGAUAUUAACACCAAUAGAUAACGCUUCCAUUGGUGAAUUAAUUCCAUUAAAUCAAGGUGAUGAUAUUCAAUCUUCAGAAGAUUCCGUGUCAAUACCGAGCUAUGGAGAAGAAACCGAAAACGCCGCGGCCGCUCUGGCGGUUGCCCAGAGGGGCACAAAUUGGGGAACGGUUGGACCGUCUUCUCAAACUUCCCUCAACUCGGCAGUGAUUCUGGCAAAUAGAAAACCAUCAGAACCCAGAAGCAGAAGUGAAACGCUAAGCAUGAGUAACGACGAACUCAGGGAAGCUCUUUUGGUUGUCUUACACAGAAAAGAUGAACUGGAAGAGACAAAUAACUCUCUAAGAAACUUGUUAGACAAGGAAAUGGAAAUGUGUGCAGGACUUAGGGCAGAAAUGGAAGAAAUGAAAAAGCAGCACGAGGAGAAGAAUGAAAGGCAGGAAAUUAAAUUGCAAACGCUUUCCAGAGAGAAUGACCUAUUGAAACAUCAGCUGAAAAAGUAUAUUGCUGCUGUUCAAAUGUUGAAGAGAGAUAGUGUUAAAGCUCAAGAAACUUUAUCCGGGAUGAUAGGAGAUGUACAACCAGCCAUUCCCGAACCUCGGAUAUACAUUGAUCAUCAGUACGAGGCUGCAGAAUAUGAAAAGAAACUUGUCCAAGUAGCAGAAAUGCAUGGAGAAUUAAUGGAAUUUAAUGAACGCCUCCAUCGUCUGUUACUCCAAAGAGAAGCAAGUAUAAGAAGACUCAAAGAAGAGCUUGUCGACUUGAGAGGUCCGUUGCCGGAUGAUAAUCAGACAUCGGAUGAUGACAUUAGCAUAACGUCAGAUUACGAUGCAUCCUCGCAGACGGCUGCAUCCCGUCCACUCAUAAAUAUAUGGAUACCGUCUGCUUUCUUGGCCGGUCGUACGACGGAUCUUCAUCAUGUUUAUCAGGUAUACAUUCGCAUAAGGGAUGACGAAUGGAAUAUUUAUCGGAGGUAUGCGGAAUUCUAUGCCCUGCAUAAAUCUCUUAAAAAGAAACAUCCUAUUGUUAACACUUUUGAUUUUCCACCAAAGAAAACUCUCGGUAACAAGGAUGCAAAAGUUGUAGAGGAGAGGCGACGGCGCUUUCAACAUUAUUUACGUUCCAUUAUUAACUGGAUGCUCCAGACAAACUCUGACCUAACUAACAAUCCCGACAGAGAAACUAUAAUUUCUCUACUACCUUUCUUCGGUGAGAAAGAGAAUGAUACAAAAUCUCAGUCGCCCCGAACAGUCAGCAACCGAUUGAGAUUUGCGGCUCGGAAUUCUCCGCCAACUGGAGCGGAAAGACCCGUACAACACUACAUGGGCUUAUAGAA
Molecule: messenger RNA, 2592 nt
Organism: Centruroides sculpturatus (bark scorpion)
Lineage: Eukaryota; Metazoa; Arthropoda; Arachnida; Scorpiones; Buthidae
Product: sorting nexin-29-like
Exons: 23
Coding region: 170-2590 (806 amino acids)
Molecular function (GO): phosphatidylinositol binding
Source: RefSeq, a predicted model, not a curated record